AAGUAAAAACCACCCUACUUUUCUCAACACGUUACACAGCCGGAAUAAACAAGUCAAGUCGGCAUAGAAUUUUCCAAAAUUCAUCUUUGAAAUUAAAUUACCGAUUCAUUUAUUUCCGAGAUGGGCGAUGCCGAUAGAGCAAUGAACGAAACGGAAGCCGCUAAAACGGUAGCCGGAAUACAGGAGAUUCCAGCAGAGGAUGUGGCUUCCAUUGAGGAAGUAAUCACAAUCGAUCCGGAGUGCUACGAAUUGGAUCUGAAUCAUCGACGCAUUGAGAAGAUGGAGAAUUUUGAGCCCCUAACGCGUAUCGAACGCCUGUUUCUGCGCUGGAAUUUGAUAAAGAAGAUCGAGAACUUGUCCACCCUGAAGACCCUAGUCGAAUUGGAGCUCUACGACAAUCAGAUAACCAAGAUCGAGAAUCUGGACGACUUGACCAAUCUGGAAGUGCUGGACAUCAGCUUCAAUCGUCUCACGCAGAUAGAGAACCUUGACAAAUUGGUUAAGCUGGAAAAGGUAUACUUUGUGUCAAACAGGAUUACCCAAAUUGAGAAUCUUGAGAUGCUUACCAAUCUCACCAUGUUGGAGCUAGGAGACAACAAACUAAAAAAGAUUGAAAACAUCGAAAUGCUGGUUAACCUACGACAGCUCUUCCUGGGUAAAAAUAAGAUUGCCAAAAUAGAGAACCUGGACACUCUGGUCAAUCUGGAAAUCCUCAGUCUGCAGGCCAAUCGUAUUAUAAAAAUCGAAAAUCUUGAAAAGUUGACCAACCUCCGUGAACUCUACAUAUCAGAAAACGGGGUGGAAACUAUUGAAAACCUCUCCGAAAACAAAAAUCUGGAAACCCUCGAUUUGGCCAAGAACCGAUUGAAGGCCAUUGGUAACCUGGAGAAACUGGAACUCCUCGAGGAACUCUGGCUAAAUCACAACGGGGUAGAUGACUGGAAGAACAUCGAACUGCUUAAGGUGAACAAGUCGCUGCAGACCAUCUAUUUGGAAUACAAUCCCCUAGCGAAGGACGUCCGCUAUCGCUCCAAGUUACGCGACAUCCUGCCGCAGCUCCAAAAGAUCGACGCCACCCUAUGCAAGGCGCCUGGCUCCUAGAUGGACCCAUUGUAACCCAUUUAAAAGACUAAUCCACGGCGUUGCGCCUAAAUAUUUAUACCGAUUUGAACUUUGGAUAACUGCGUUUAAAAUAUACAAAAACAUUUAGAA
Drosophila eugracilis is the source of this 1212-nucleotide messenger RNA. RefSeq names its product protein phosphatase 1 regulatory subunit 7 (gene sds22). The record is from RefSeq and is a predicted model, not a curated record. The transcript has a single exon. Bases 121 to 1101 code for a protein of 326 amino acids. Lineage: Eukaryota; Metazoa; Arthropoda; Insecta; Diptera; Drosophilidae. Gene Ontology annotation, molecular function: protein binding.